Grus americana (Whooping crane) is the source of this 2940-nucleotide messenger RNA. RefSeq names its product endoplasmic reticulum-golgi intermediate compartment 1 (gene ERGIC1). Gene Ontology annotation, biological process: retrograde vesicle-mediated transport, Golgi to endoplasmic reticulum; endoplasmic reticulum to Golgi vesicle-mediated transport. NCBI's taxonomy places the organism in Eukaryota, Metazoa, Chordata, Aves, Gruiformes, Gruidae. The record is from RefSeq and is a predicted model, not a curated record. Gene Ontology annotation, cellular component: endoplasmic reticulum; Golgi membrane; COPII-coated ER to Golgi transport vesicle. Bases 114 to 986 code for a protein of 290 amino acids. The transcript is spliced from 10 exons.
UGCUGCGCGGCGGCGGGGCCCGUCACUUCCUGGCCCUGCAGCCGGCGGCAGCGAGGCGAGAGCCGGGGCCGGGGGCGGCGGGGCCCGCAGCCUGCCCGGCGCCCGCCACCAACAUGCCCUUUGACUUCAGGAGGUUUGACAUCUACAGGAAGGUGCCAAAAGACCUUACACAGCCAACCUACACAGGGGCUAUUAUCUCUGUCUGCUGCUGUCUCUUCAUACUGUUUCUCUUCCUGUCUGAGCUCACCGGAUUCAUAGCCACUGAAAUUGUUAAUGAGCUCUACGUGGAUGACCCAGACAAAGACAGUGGAGGUAAAAUAGAAGUGAAUCUGAACAUCAGUUUGCCAAACCUGCAUUGUGAAUUAGUUGGACUAGACAUCCAAGAUGAAAUGGGAAGGCAUGAAGUGGGUCAUAUUGACAACUCGAUGAAGAUACCUCUCAAUAAUGGGGAUGGCUGCAGGUUUGAGGGCCAUUUCAGCAUCAACAAGGUCCCUGGUAACUUUCACGUGUCAACGCACAGUGCCACUGCGCAGCCUCAGAAUCCUGACAUGACUCACGUCAUCCACAAGCUCUCAUUUGGGGACAAGUUACAGGUCCAUAACGUUCAUGGAGCAUUCAAUGCCUUGGAGGGAGCAGACAAACUCAGCUCAAAUCCUCUUGCAUCUCACGAUUACAUAUUGAAGAUAGUCCCAACGGUGUACGAAGACAUGAGUGGCAAGCAACGAUACUCGUACCAAUAUACUGUAGCAAAUAAGGAGUACGUAGCCUACAGUCACACUGGCCGCAUUAUCCCAGCUAUCUGGUUUCGUUAUGAUUUGAGCCCCAUCACAGUGAAAUACACAGAGAGGCGACAGCCUUUGUACAGGUUUAUCACAUCGAUAUGUGCCAUCAUUGGAGGAACAUUCACUGUAGCUGGGAUCCUCGACUCCUGCAUUUUCACAGCAUCAGAGGCCUGGAAGAAGAUCCAGCUGGGGAAAAUGCAGUAGCAGUGAAACUCUACCCCAGUCUCCAAGGACAGGAGCAAAAAUUGAGAAAUCUACCACUACCUGUUUUUUGUCUUUAUUUUCUAUUUGAUUGAAUCAGUAAGUUUUUCUCUAAUCAGGCUGUUCAGUGAAGACGUCUUCAACAAAUCAAAGAAAUCUCCAUGCAUUUCAGAGCUCUCAGAGUGAAAAAUCAAUGGAAUCAGGGCAUGGAUUUCAAGUCUCUCCCCCCAGAAAGAGAGGUUGAAAUGCCAUAUAUGAAAUAAGCUGUCAGAUCUAAGUAAGGAUGACAGUCUGUUCUCUGGGAGGUUCCUAUGGCAGUGUACAAACUAGGUAGUAGAUUGCAAAGAGUUGAGCUGUCUUGUGGCACUUUUUGGAAUUCUGUUGGAUUUGCAUGAUUAGACAAUCGACUUUUGUAUAAGGCAAAAUUAUACGUUAGGAAGAAAUUCCACCCGUGGUGCCAAAAAGGUGAUGUAUCUGUUGGUGAGGAAUGGAAAGUGUUAGUCCCCGUAGCAAACUUUAGAGACAGAGGGCAGAAAUAUCAUCAAGAAAUGUUUUGUGCAUUUAUUGAAAGCUCUUUUGUUCAGAUAUGACCUUUCUAAUGAAAUGAGCAAACAAGAAGAGGAAGCCUUCCCCCAGCUACCUUUUCCUGGGUAAUCUGUGAUCCAGGCAGCGGAGGGCCUUUCUUUUACUCUGGAUGUAAAAGUGGUUUCAUUUCUUCCCAGAAACUGAAUAUCCAGUCUUGUGUUUACAGGUGGCAUGAAGUAAAAACCAAACUGAGCAACACAGUUUUAUGUGGCCUUUGCUUUGAAAGGGAAUAGUUGUCUUUACAGCAUUAGUGUUUAUUCUUUCUUAUAUUUUUUAAACACAGACCACCCAAUAGUCUGGAUUCUGCACUUCCACUUUAUUAUUAUUAUUGUUGUUGUUGUUAUUUUGAAAAGAGGUUAUAUAUUCUAUGUGUUCAGAAAAAUGGUGCAGUCUUCUGGGUGGAUGAUGAGCACAGCUUACUGUCUUGCUUUGUGUGUGUAUAUUGAAUACACCUGUCAAACACGGGAAGUCUAUCUUUUCAGGGUUUGGGGUGCCUCCCUUUUCCUUUAAAAUUCAGUCCGGCAUCUUUUCCGAGCCCCAGACUGACGCUGUUCACCCCCAGGUACACCAGUAGCAGGGCAGGCAUUUCCCACAAGCUGGCCCCUGCUAGGAGUUGUUUUGUUUCAUUCCUUAAAAUGGUACCUGAGCUUCCAUGCCCAUUCAUUCAAGCCUUGUCUUCUGGGGCCUCCAAGAAAUGGAGGCGUGAGGGGAGAACUACUGCCAGGUGUGGCUUGCGUGUAAUGGUAGACAUGAGUUCACUGAAAUUAGACCAGUACCCACCAGCGCAUUUUCCAUAGCCUCCUAAAUGUUCCUUGAGUAGUAACAGUCUCUGCAUGCUUUGUAAAUGUCUGAGCUGAGGACACACAAAUUUUAAAUGUUCCAGGAUGGAUAAAAAUAAUAAAAUAAAAUUCUUUAACUCAAUCAAUGCUGUAAAUUCUAAGACGGGUGCAGGAUUUCUCUUGGAUAAUAUCUACUGCCCACUGCCCUUUCCUGGAGGCAAAACUAUCCAAACGUUAUGCUGUAAUAGUAUGAAUUUUUGAAUAUUCAGUGUUAAUGCUAGCGUCAGAUGCAUUUCAAAAGUAUUCCUAAUACAUGUCUGUUGAAAUUGUCUCAUUGCUUUGGAAGUAGGGAAGGUAGCCAGUUUUAUCCACACACCAAAAAAAAAAAACCAGCAGCCAACCACCCUCCCGCUGUUGUCCUCUGCCUUGUAGUGACAUCAGACAGAUUACAGCAUUGGAAUUUUCCCCCUCUUCUUGUUAUGGACUGAUUGCUAUUACUUUAGGUGUAAACUGGAUUGUGUAACUUCCUGUAUCUGUUAAUGUAUGGAUAGAUUUUAUACAUUUUUUUCCAUUUACAAAAAUCAACUUGAAAA